UGCUUCGCCGGUGUUGAUCGUCACUUUUUUUCCAUUUGAAGCCAGCCAGUUGCUCGCGCAGCCACUCGGGCCGUCUGCUGAGACAUCCGUGCCUGCUUGUGCGUUGUGCUCACACACCAAAUACGCAUUUCAGUUGCGCGCAGACUCGACCAUUUUGGACCCAACUCUAUCCGAGAUAUACGCUUGCUUUUGUACCGCGCUGCGGCACCGGGGAAGGUAGUCGAGCGAGAAAAGCGCUCGCGGCGCAUCCGCUGUCGCGCAAAUGGUCCAGGAACGGGCAGUCGAGCGAAGAGAAUCGCGAUAGCUGGUCGACUUAGCGAGGACACGUGACUGACCGGUGCGCGCAUCGUGUCUGAACUAGACGAACGCGAGCAUCCAAUGCCCAGUCGCGGACGUGCGAGCCACAGUGGUCAAUCUCGCGUGAGAAGUGCACACAAAUAAGAGCUGGUGAUCGAGGUCUGACGUUCGCAGCAGCGGCGGCGGCGGUGGCGGUGGCGGCGGCGGUGGUGGCGGCGACAGAUGAGACUGCUGUCUGAGCUCGAGUGGCGCCGCUAGACUAUUUAAAUGGUGCAUCAGCAUCGCCCCAGCCUUACCCGUAGUGAAACGUUAGGUACACAUCGAAAGUGCCCGCGAAAGUCCAGACGGCCCUAGAACUUUGCGCAGCAAAGGCCACGAGUGAUUUGUCGCUAAGAGCCGAUCCGACACACUUCGCACCGAGCGCAGCACGCCGUCUAAAGAGGUGCGUCGAGCGACGGGUUGGGCUGACACGAACAGUGCACGGACGCGCAGACAGCGAGGCAGCCGCAGGCGAGAGUUCGGCAGCGAGUAUCCUCGGCAUCGGAAGUGAGCGGGAAGCUCGAGGGAAGCCCGUGCGCUCGAUGGCCCAGGCUAGCACGAGCGCACCUCGGCUAAGAGCUGCACGCGGCGGUGGACAGCAGCAGCAGCGUCAGCGUCAGCAGCAACGAGCCAGCGCGAGCGAGCAGUGAUGGGGCUGCGGGGCGAUGAGGCCUUGGUCCCCGCUGUGCUGGCGUCAGGCUUCAGCGCGCUCACCUGCAGGCGGACCGGCGGCGAUCGGCCUCGAGGCUACGGCUGCGACGGCGGCGCGGCGCGUGGCAAGAGGUGACUCUCGGCCGACAUGAGCCGCCCGGCCGCUGCCGCCGGCCGCCAGCUCGGCGCCGCCGUCAGCAGCAGUAGCAGCACCACCACCACCGCCACCGCCACCGCCACCACCACCAACAGCAACGGCCGAGCUUUCGGCGGUGGCGUCUGCUGGCACAGGUACAGAUACUGGCACAGGUGGCUGAUCCCGCUGCUGCUACUGCUGCUGCUGCUGCUCGCGGGCCUCGUCGGUCUCGCCGGCGCCUCCAGACAAUCGUGCCCCGGCUGCCCGCACGCGGCCCGCCAGGCCCUCAGGCCCGACCCCGACGAGAUUCGCCUCGAGGCGAUCAAGCACCAGAUACUCAGCAAACUCGGCCUCAAGGCAAGGCCCGACGUCAACCGCACGCUCGCCUCGGUGCCCAAGCGCCUCGCCCUCGAAACGAUUUACCGCGCCGAGGCGCAGCCCGCGCUCCAGCCUCAGCAGGUCCGCGCGCACAGUUACCACGAGCGCCAGCGGUAUCACAACGCCGUCAAGGAUUACGAGAGGAACCGCUUGGGCGCCGGCGACGAGUACGGGUUCGGCGGUGGCGGCGGCGUCGACGACUACUCUUAUCGGAAUAACCAGCGAACUAGCGACGACGGCAAUACCCAGGACGGACAGAAUCGUGUGCCACCUUAUCAGGAGUACGACGACCUCUACGGGGCACCACCGCCCGAACCCGAGGUCAUGGAUGACUUCUACGCCAGGACUUCCGAAAUCAUCACGUUCGCCGAACCUG
This is a messenger RNA of Phymastichus coffea, 1877 nucleotides long. RefSeq lists its product as uncharacterized. The record is from RefSeq and is a predicted model, not a curated record. NCBI's taxonomy places the organism in Eukaryota, Metazoa, Arthropoda, Insecta, Hymenoptera, Eulophidae. The annotation marks the transcript as partial. The transcript has a single exon.